Molecule: messenger RNA, 5235 nt
Organism: Antechinus flavipes (yellow-footed antechinus)
Lineage: Eukaryota; Metazoa; Chordata; Mammalia; Dasyuromorphia; Dasyuridae
Gene: SLC39A10
Product: solute carrier family 39 member 10
Exons: 11
Coding region: 151-2640 (829 amino acids)
Biological process (GO): zinc ion import across plasma membrane; positive regulation of B cell receptor signaling pathway; intracellular zinc ion homeostasis
Cellular component (GO): membrane
Molecular function (GO): zinc ion transmembrane transporter activity
Source: RefSeq, a predicted model, not a curated record
GUUCUGAGUUUAACUGCGGACUGGGAUGGUGAAGUUACUGCAGCAGAAGGAGGUAGAAGAUCAUAUUUGGAGAUGAGAACCUAAGUCUGGAGCUUCUAAUCCUGAUUCUGGCUACUUCAGUUGGAGUUAUUUGGGGGUGGAAGAUCAGAAAUGAAGGUACACAUGCACACAAAAUUUUGCCUCAUUUGUUUGCUGACCUUUAUUUUCCAUCAGUGUAAUCACUGCCAUGAGGAAGGGCAUGACCAUCACAAUCACAACCAUAAUGAUUACCAGAUCUCAGAGGCACCAUAUCUCCAUGGUGGUAUAACAGAAUCGGAGACAAGUAAGUUUUCAGUGCCGGAUGCUGAAAAUGAAAAAAAAUACUACAUUGAAAAACUUUUUGCUCGUUAUGGUGAAAAUGGAAGAUUGUCAUUUUUUGGUCUGGAGAAACUUUUAACAAGCUUGGGCCUCGGAGAGAUAAAAGUAGUAGAGAUUAAUCAUGAGGAUAUUGGUCACGAUCAUGUUUCUCACUUAGAUGUUUUGGCUGUUCAGGAAGGAAAACAUUUUCACUCUCAUAACCAUCAACAUUCCCAUAAUCACUUUAAUUCAGAAAAUCAAACUGGGACUAGUGGAACAUCAAAAAGAAACCACAGAUGUGAACCAGAAAAAGACACAGCUGAAAUACCUGUAAAAUCUGAAAAUAAACAUUCUCAUGACCAUAAUCACCACCCCCACCAUCACCAUCAUCUGCAUCAUCACCCUGACCAUAACACUACACACCAUUCUCAUAAUGAUUCCGUAACUCACAGUGAGCAUGGAGAACCAAGCCAUGAACCAUCAUCUGACACUAAUACAACUCAGGAGCAAGCUGAAGUUAAACUUCGGAAACCCAAGAAGAGAAGAAAAGGAAAGAAAAAUAGCGAAACUUCUCAGAGUGAACAACAUGAGCAUAAUCGGGUCCACAAGUAUGAUCACGUACACCUUCAAGAACAUAAUGGCCAUGAUAAUGGUCAUGGACAUCAAGGUCCUGAUUCUCAUAAUGAAGAUGAACAUCAGCAUGUUCAAAAGCGGGAAGCUCCCCAUAAGCAGAACAGUGUGAAAAAAAAUGCAGUCUAUUCAGCACGAAGUCACAGAGAUCAUAAUCAUCAUGACGAGUGUUUGAAUGUUACCCAGUUAUUACGAUACUAUGGUCAUGGGGCCAAUACUCCAAUUUCUCCUGAUCUCUUUACGUAUCUUUGUCCUGCGUUAUUGUAUCAAAUUGACAGCAGACUUUGUAUUGAGCAUUUUGAUGAACUCCUGUUUGAAGAUAUCAACAAGGAUAAAAAUGUGUUCUCUACAGAUAAGGCAAAUAUAGGUGCAUCAGCCUGGAUUUGUGGUAUCAUUUCUAUCACGGUUAUUAGCCUACUAUCACUGCUAGGUGUGAUCUUGGUUCCCAUAAUUAACCAAGGAUGCUUCAAAUUCCUCCUCACAUUCCUGGUUGCACUGGCUGUGGGAACAAUGAGUGGAGAUGCACUUCUUCAUCUGCUUCCACAUUCACAAGGGGGCCACGAUCACAGUCAUCAACACGGACAUGGGCAUGGACAUGGGCACAGACAUCCUCAUGGACAUGAAACAAAAAAUCCAGAGUUUUUGGAAGAAUAUGAUGCAGUAUUGAAAGGACUUGUAGCUCUGGGAGGCAUUUAUCUGCUAUUCAUCAUUGAACACUGUAUAAGAAUGUUUAAGCAUUACAAACAACAAAGGGGAAAACAGAAGUGGUUUAUGAAGCAGAAAGCAGAAGAGUCAGCUAUUGGAAGGAAACUUUCAGACCAUAAAUUAAAUAAUACUCCAGAUGCUGACUGGCUUCAGCUCAAACCUCUUGCAGGAACUGAUGAUUCAGUUGUGUCUGAAGAUCGACUUAAUGAAACUGAACUGACAGAUUUGGAAGGCCAACAAGAAUCCCCUCCUAAAAACUACCUUUGUAUAGAAGAGGAGAAAAUUGUGGACCAUUCUCACAGUGAUGGUGUACAUGCCGUUCGUGAGCAUGAUCUUCAUUGUGCAGCACAUAACAACCAUGAAGAAAGCAAAACUGUGCUGAGGAAGCACAAUCAUCAAUGGCACCACAAACAUUCCCAUCAUUCGCAUGGACCCUGUCAUUCUGGAUCAGAUCUAAAGGAAACUGGAAUAGCUAACAUAGCUUGGAUGGUAAUCAUGGGAGAUGGUAUCCACAACUUCAGUGAUGGCUUAGCAAUAGGAGCAGCUUUUAGUGCUGGAUUGACUGGAGGCAUCAGUACCUCUAUUGCAGUUUUUUGUCAUGAACUUCCCCAUGAAUUAGGCGAUUUUGCAGUCCUACUUAAAGCUGGAAUGACAGUAAAGCAAGCAAUUGUGUACAACCUUCUCUCUGCCAUGAUGGCUUACAUAGGUAUGCUGAUUGGUACAGCCGUGGGUCAGUAUGCCAAUAACAUCACCCUCUGGAUCUUUGCUAUUACUGCAGGCAUGUUCCUCUACGUAGCUUUAGUGGAUAUGCUUCCAGAAAUGCUGCAUGGUGAUGGUGACAAUGAAGAACAUGGCUAUUGUCCUGUGGGGCAAUUUAUUCUUCAGAAUUUUGGAUUACUUUUUGGGUUUGCCAUCAUGCUGGUGAUUGCCCUCUAUGAAGAUAAAAUUGUGUUUGACAUCCAGUUCUGACCAUUCCCAGUAAUCACUGUCAGCCACAAUGACAUUGCUGUAUGGCUUUGCACCUGCCCCGUGUACUGUAUGCACACUGCUCUCUCCGAGAAAGACUGUGGCUUGCACUACUUACAAGUUUCAUAAAUUUGCAUAUAACCAUGAAAGACAGUGGAGCUCAUGCUUAUUUUUCCUGAGUGACAACUGGUCUUUAAAAAAUGAAUGAUAGAAUGAGGAAAAAAAAAUGGGACUCUAUGGACCAAUGUUUGUAUAGGUUUGAUGAAGAUGCUCUAGAACCUAUUCUGGUUAGAAAUGCUAAGAACACUAAUAGGGCUGCUCAGACUUGUCUGUGAUUUGCCCAAAGAACUAGAAUUUGAACUAAAUCCUUACAAACAUAGAAAGAUUUUUAAUGGACUUGAUGCUGGGCACACCUUUUUUAAUUCAUCCUGAGCAAACAUAAUUACAGUAUACCGGGGCUUGUAGUUCAGCUUCAUUAUAAACUGUAUGGUAAUGGGGAUCAACUUGAUAAAACUUUUUAAUAGCAUAAAAAGUUAUUAGAUUUGAUGUUAGCUUGUAGGAACUAGUAGGAAGAUUCAGGCUGCAUUAGAGUUUGUAUUUAGUGUGGGGGUAAGCCUUGACUCUUGUGUCCAUAGAGUUACUAUUUUUGUAUAUAUUUGCAUAGUGGUUUCACUUGCAGCCUAAACUACUGAGAAAUAGUGAUUGUAUGUUCGUGUGAACUCUGGUUUAAUGAAAGAUUCCUAAUGGUUCUUAGUAUUAAUAGUGUGGUUAUUUUUGGGACAAGGUAAAACUUUUUUUCUUUCCUUUUCAUAGCAGUGCCCUAAAAAAAAAAAAAAAUCAAAGAAAUAAUGCACCACCCCCUCAAGCAUGGUCCAAAUACAGGUUUCCCUUUUGCCUGCAUUGUCAUUGACCACUGUGUGGGAAGCUGUGUUGUGAGUUCUGAAUGUAUUACUUUAAAACAAAACAAUAUUCAGGAUUUAUGCAUUAAAAAGUAAUGGUUAUUCAAAGAGUUAAUAGUAUAGGAGUCCUUUUCAGUGGCUCUAAUGGAACCAAAUGGAUUUGGUUUGGAGGAUAGGUGAAAUUAUCAGAGGCCUUGACCUAGUGAAAUCAGUUUUACUACUUCAUGCCAAGAAAAGACACUGUGUGUGCCUGAUUAGUCUUUUUUAGGUCUCUUAUCUAUAAUUGUGAAUGAUUUGUGAGAAGUGCAAGCCAUGUUUAUCCUGUUUUGAUCUAAUGACCCUCAGUGCUGGUCAUAAGCAUGUAGCCUUCUUUUGACACGUGCUACAGUCUUCAUUUCUAUGUAUGCCAGGUAAGCUAUAUUUGGACAUGUGCAGCCAGUUUUAUUUUCGUCUGCUUGGCAACCAGUUUAGCUGCUUUUAAAAUCUUAUUAUUCUAAUACCUUAAAAAGAGCCAAACUCUUUCCAUUCCAUUUUUGAAGUUUUUCCAUUUUAGCUUCUUCCCCACACUUUUUUCAUUCUUCCUCCCUUUCCUUUCUUUUUCCCUUUUUAAUUUUUUUGUAUUUUUUUUAUUUUAUUUUAUUUUUUGAGGAGAGCAGCAUGUACCCUUAGGUAUUAUUAGGUGCCUGCCAGUAUUUGUUCCUAAUGCUUUAAGCAAGGGGGUGGGAGGGGGGCAUCUCUGUUGUUAUUCUGAGUUAGGUUUUAGUUCAAUAAAAGAGCUCUGGCUAUAGCAGCAAAUUUCCAUUGUCACAAGUUGGAGUUCUGCACUUGGGACAGUGGGAAAUACUUUUCACAAUAUCGGGCAUUUUAAUUAGUAAAGUCCCCAAUUCAUUGCUUGGGGCAAUUUAGCAGAAAGGUGCUCACAACUCCCAAGUGAUUCAAGUGUCUCUCAGAAAUAAGAUUUUUGUUUUGACACAGUUUUACAUUCCAGCAUUUAUAUUUACUUCAUUAAAGAACCAUUUUAUGAACUGCAACAACUGAAUACAUGCCCUGCCUUAAAAUGGCUGAUUUUAAAACAAAUGAAUUUGUUCAUGUAAGGCUUUACAUUUUUUUUAAGAAUGAAAUAACUCUCCUCAUUUGCUACAAGUUUUUUCAACCUUUUGUAAAGAGCAAUGUAUCUGUUGCUGCUAGUCUUUCUUUAGGUUCCCACCAGUAUUCGGUUCCAGACCAUUCUAAUGUACAGUUUUUAAGUCCUAUUAGACAAUCGGAAUUCCACUACAUUUCUCUUUGACUCCAACAUUCCAUUCAGUUUGAACGGUCUAAUUCAACUUCUAUAUGUUGGAGGUCAUUAAUGUUACUUGUUACAAUGCUGUCACUGUGUGACAUCCAUAUGAAUUUUGAUGUAGAUCACAUUGCACUCAAUCAGCUGUGAUUAUGCUUAGAAAUACUGUAGUUAACUAGAUGCAGUGUGAGGUUUUUUUCCAUUAACAAUGAGUCUAUGGUUUAAAUGUGAUGAUGGUCCCGCAAGGUGAUACUUGCUGAGAUAUCUAAACUUUAUAACUAAAUCACUUUUAAAAAUUUAUAAGGCUGGAAAUGAUUAAAUGCUGUUUUUGUUUGUCAACAGUGGUGUGUUCAUUUUAUGUAUGUUCCUAAUGCAUAAGGAACUCUCCCAAAAUAAAGUUAUUCAAAAAAAGCAAAUAUA